This is a messenger RNA of Cladophialophora immunda, 557 nucleotides long. RefSeq lists its product as uncharacterized. The record is from RefSeq and is a predicted model, not a curated record. Bases 165 to 557 code for a protein of 130 amino acids. The transcript has a single exon. NCBI's taxonomy places the organism in Eukaryota, Fungi, Ascomycota, Eurotiomycetes, Chaetothyriales, Herpotrichiellaceae.
GGCACGGACACCUCUUGGUCGAUACAUAGACCACGCGGGGGGGCCGAGGUGACAAACAGGGCCCUACGAGACUUCUCGGGGCUUCGACAACAUCGCUGCUCUCCCCUCGGCGCAUUCAGGGGCCAACAAGAAAGACCAGGAACAAGCUCGAAAACAAAAGCAAGAUGCGUCCGUCGCUCGCGCUGCGGCUCUCCCACAUCCGCCUCACGCUCUUCACCCGCGCCAACUGCGGCCUCUGCGACGUGGCCAAAGCGCGCGUCGGCGAGUUCAUCGCCGCCUCCGACAAGGCCACCAGCCAGUCCGCGCGCGUGGUCCACUACGCGGAAAUCGACAUCAUGGACCCGGCGCAGACCAAGUGGCGGGACGUCUACGAGUUCGACGUGCCGGUGCUGCACGUCGACAACAGCAAAGGAGAGGGAAAGGGAGAUGCGAGGCCGGAGCACAACGACUACGCUCCGACCCUCGACGCGGCCAGGAAGCUUAUGCACAGGUUCACGGCACAGGAAGUGGAAAACGCGGUGGACGAGGUUGAGCAGCUACGAAGCUCGUCUUUGUGA